CCUCGGGAACUUCCAGCCGCGGCUCAGAAGUUGCCAAACUCGGCCGCCCGCUCGCCCGCCCGCGGCUCUGCAGAAGCGCUCGCCAUGGGAGACCCGGUCCUCGGCUGGGCGCUGGAAACGUGGGCGCUCGUCCUGCUGCUCCUGGGUCUGCUGAUGCUUUAUGGGAUCUGGCCGUAUAAUUUCUUUAAGAAGUUGGGAAUUCCUGGGCCAAGACCCCUGCCUUUUAUCGGAACUUUCCACGAAUAUCGGCAUGGUAUUUUGAAGUUCGACCAAAGGUGCUUUGAGAAAUAUGGCAAGAUCUGGGGAAUAUUUGAUGGCCGGCAACCUGUGAUGGUCAUUUUGGAUCCUGCCGUCAUUAAAACAGUCCUGGUUAAAGAAUUCUAUACUUAUUUCACCAAUCGCCGGGACUUUGGUCUAAAUGGAAAUCUGGACACAGCCAUAACGGUCGUUGUCGAUGAACAGUGGAAGAGGAUUCGCAGUGCCUUGUCUCCCACUUUCACCAGUGGGAGGCUGAAAGAGAUGAUGCCCAUCAUCAACCAUUAUAAUGAAAUCUUGGAGAAGAACAUUCAGAAGAAAGUGGAGAAGGAUGAAACCAUAGAUAUGAAGCUGAUCUUUUCAGCCUACAGCUUAGAUGUGGUAACCAGCACUUCAUUCAGCGUCAACAUUGAUUCCCUCAACAAUCCCAACGAUCCGGUCGUUGUGCACAUGAAGAAGUUCCUCAGAUUUAGCUUCCUCAGCCCUGUUUUAAUCUUGGCUGUCCUUUUCCCAUUCCUUAUCCCAGUGCUGGAAAUGUUCAACUUGACCAUAUUCCCCAAGUCUUCGGUAGACUUCUUCCUCGAGGUCUUCAAAAAAAUCAAAGAAGAUCGACAAAAGAAGGACCGCACGAACCGAGUUGAUUUUCUUCAGCUCAUGAUGGACGUACAAGCAGCAGCCAACGCCUCUGGGGAUUCAGAGAAAGCUUUAACAGACAAAGAGAUUUUGGCCCAGUCGAUUUUUUUUAUCUUUGGGGGCUAUGAGACCAUUGGUACCUCCCUCAGCUUCAUGUCUUAUUGUCUGGCCACGCACCCCGAUGUUCAAGAGAAAUUGUACCAAGAGAUCAACGACACUUUCCCCAAUCAGACCCCUCCCACCUAUGAUGCACUCCAUCAAAUGGAAUAUCUCGAUAUGGUGGUGAAUGAAACUUUUCGCCUUUACCCUCCGGGGACACGGCUCGAGAGAAUCUGCAAAAAGACAGUGGAAAUCCAUGGAAUGACCAUCCCACAAGGGACUGUGGUUCUGAUUCCCGCUUACGUCCUACAUCGGGUCCCUGAAUAUUGGCCUGAGCCCGAAGAGUACAGACCUGAGAGGUUUAGUAAAGAGAACAAAGAGAGCCUAGACCCCUAUGUGUUCCUCCCUUUCGGAGCGGGUCCUAGGAACUGCAUCGCUAUGCGUUUCGCCCUCCUGGUACUGAAAAUGGGUCUGGUGGUUUCGCUGCAAAGAUUUCGCUUCCAAACCUGCAAAGAAACACCGAUCCCCUUGGAGCUGGACGACAAAGGAUUCCUCAAGACAAAGAAGCCCAUCAUGUUGAAGUUGGUGCCCAGAGUCGUCGUGAAACAUGAGGAGUAGAAGUUCUGGAGACUGCAAAGAGGCAGUGGUGUCUUUCUUCCUUCCUUCCUUCCUCCCUCCCUCCCUCUCUCCUCCCUUCCCUUCCCUUCCCUUCCCUUCCUCCUUCCUGCUCUCUCCUUCCUUCCUUCCUCCCUCCCUCCCUCCUUCCCGCUGUCUCCUUCCUUCCUUCCUUCCUUCCUUCCUUCCUUCCUUCCUUCCUUCCUUCCUUCCUCUCUCCCCCUCCAUCUUCCUUCCUUCUUUCCCUCCCUGCCUCUCUGCCUCCCAGUUUAAUCUUGUAAUCCCUCCUUUCUUCACUUUUAAAAAAAAAUCAUAAACCUGCUUAUUUAAUAAACACAUCCCUUGAUUUUGAGUGACUCAUG
Ahaetulla prasina is the source of this 1964-nucleotide messenger RNA. Its product is annotated as cytochrome P450 3A24-like. The transcript is spliced from 13 exons. Gene Ontology annotation, molecular function: heme binding; testosterone 6-beta-hydroxylase activity; oxidoreductase activity, acting on paired donors, with incorporation or reduction of molecular oxygen, reduced flavin or flavoprotein as one donor, and incorporation of one atom of oxygen. The record is from RefSeq and is a predicted model, not a curated record. Gene Ontology annotation, biological process: steroid metabolic process; oxidative demethylation. Bases 85 to 1605 code for a protein of 506 amino acids. Lineage: Eukaryota; Metazoa; Chordata; Lepidosauria; Squamata; Colubridae.